CCCCGCCGCGACGGGGGACUGGCGCGGCGGAGGGGACGUUGGGACCCGGAGGAAGGCCGGGCGGAAGUGCGCCUUGGGCCGCCUUGGUUACCGCGUUCUCCGCCUCUCGCUACGUCAUCGCUCUGAGCCCGCUAUCGGCGGCCAGCGCGGGCGCCGCCCGAGACCGGGGGGGUCUGGUUGCCGCCCCCCUCAGGAGCCACCAUGUUGGUGAUACCCCCCGGACUGAGCGAGGAGGAGGAGGCUCUGCAGAAGAAAUUCAACAAACUCAAGAAAAAGAAAAAGGCGUUGCUGGCUCUGAAGAAGCAAAGCAGCAGCAGCACAGCCAGCCAAGGUGGUGUCAAACGCUCACUGUCAGAGCAGCCUGUGGUGGACACAGCCACAGCAACAGAGCAGGCAAAACAGCUGGUGAAGUCAGGAGCCAUCAGUGCCAUCAAGGCUGAGACCAAGAACUCAGGCUUCAAACGUUCUCGAACCCUAGAGGGGAAGUUAAAGGACCCGGAGAAGGGACCAGUCCCCACUUUCCAGCCGUUCCAGAGGAGCAUAUCUGCUGAUGAUGACCUACAGGAGUCGUCCAGACGUCCCCAGAGGAAAUCUCUGUAUGAGAGCUUUGUGUCUUCCAGCGAUCGGCUUCGAGAACUGGGACCAGAUGCAGAAGAGACAGAGGGCACCGGGGCUGGUGAUGGCCCCCCUCGAACCUUUGACUGGGGCUACGAAGAACGUGGUGGUGCCCGCUCCUCAACCUCCCCUCCCCGAAGCCGCAGCCGGGACCGCAGCCAUGAGAGGAACCGGGACAGGGACCGAGAUCGGGAGCGGGAUCGAGACCGGGACCGAGAUCGGGAACGGGACAGGGAUCGGGAUCGAGACCGGGAGCGGGACAGGGAUCGAGACCGAGAGCGGGAUCGAGACCGAGAGAGAGACCGAGAGGGCCCUUUCCGCAGGUCGGACUCGUUCCCUGAACGCCGGGCCCCUCGGAAGGGGAACACUCUCUAUGUGUACGGGGAAGACAUGACACCCACCCUCCUCCGUGGGGCCUUCUCUCCCUUUGGAAACAUCAUUGAUCUCUCCAUGGACCCACCCAGAAACUGUGCCUUCGUCACCUAUGAAAAGAUGGAGUCAGCAGAUCAGGCUGUUGCUGAGCUCAACGGGACCCAGGUGGAGUCCGUACAGCUCAAAGUCAACAUAGCCCGCAAACAGCCCAUGCUGGAUGCUGCUACUGGCAAAUCUGUCUGGGGCUCCCUCGCUGUCCAGAACAGCCCUAAGGGUUGCCACCGGGACAAGAGGACCCAGAUUGUCUACAGUGAUGACAUCUACAAGGAAAACCUUGUGGAUGGCUUCUAGGGAAUGGAGCUGGAUUCCUUGUGCCUCACAUGCCCCCAAUGCUGGUCUCAGUAAAACACUGAGGUGGAAGCU
Propithecus coquereli (Coquerel's sifaka) is the source of this 1410-nucleotide messenger RNA. RefSeq names its product negative elongation factor complex member E (gene NELFE). Gene Ontology annotation, molecular function: RNA binding. Bases 202 to 1338 code for a protein of 378 amino acids. The transcript is spliced from 11 exons. Gene Ontology annotation, cellular component: NELF complex. NCBI's taxonomy places the organism in Eukaryota, Metazoa, Chordata, Mammalia, Primates, Indriidae. The record is from RefSeq and is a predicted model, not a curated record. Gene Ontology annotation, biological process: negative regulation of transcription elongation by RNA polymerase II.